AGCCGGGUCCGGCUACCUGGGCACGCCCGGCCGGGCUGCUGAGGGCCCGGCGCCGCGUGGCGGCGCUGAGGGGUCGCCGAGAAGAGCUCCGCGGCGUCUGUUGGAGCCGUUCCCUCGUUGGGCCGCCGGCGAGGGCAUGAGCGCGGACUCCCUCUGCCUCCAGAGCGGCGGGAGCGGCGAGGGGAGGAGGCGCCGCUUGGAGGCCACCGUCCAGGGCAGCGCCGGGAGAGAGCAGGGCAGGAGAUGUGCCUGUCCUUAGCGGCCCAGGAAGCAGCAUGCACCCCGAGGCCACCGACAGCAGCGGCGCCGGCCUCACGGAAGCCCCGAGCGAGCGGCGGCCGGAUUCCCGGGAGGACGCGGCAGCCCCCGGGGGCCCUGGCGGCGGGAGCUGGCGGGCGCCGGUGGCCGUGGCCGCCCUCGCCGCCGUGCCCCUCUGCUUCCUGGGGCCCGGCUGCUGGGAAGCGGGAAGCGCGGGGCCGGGCACCGUCCUGCUCAGGCUCAGCCUGUACCUGGGCUGCGCUGCGGCCGCCUUCUUGCUGGGGACCUUGUUCUCUCUGGUCUGCCGGAGCCCGCGAGCUCCGCCGCCCGACUUCGCUGCCGCCUGGAGACGGCUGGCCGCGGCCGCCCGCCGCCCGCCGGAGAGUCCUGUGUGUGGAAACUCACACGAGUCAGUUCAGUCUAGAAGGGUAGUCAUUUCUCAUAACAUGGACAAGGCUCUGAAAGAAGUGUUUGACUACAGUUACAGAGACUACAUCCUGUCCUGGUAUGGAAGCCUCAGCAGAGACGAGGGGCAGCUCUACCACCUGCUUUCCGAGGACUUCUGGGAAGUUGUCAGACGGCUGCGCCACAGGCUGAGCCGCGUGGACAUGGUCAGAGUUGUCUGCAGUGAUGUCGUGAGAGCUUUACUCGCUCACUUCUGUGACCUGAAGGCGGCAGACGCCAGACAUGAAGAACAGCCGAGGCCCUUUGUGUUGCAUGCAUUCUUGAGGAACUCAGAUGAUGAAGUAAGAUUUCUACAAACGUGUUCUCGGGUUCUGGUGUUUUGUCUCCUUCCCUCAAAGGAUGUCCAGUCUCUCAGCUUACGCAUAAUGCUUGCAGAAAUUCUCACAGCAAAAGUCUUAAAGCCAGUAGUGGAGUUACUUAGUAAUCCAGAUUACAUUAACCAGAUGUUGCUUGCCCAGUUGGAGCACAGAGAACAGGUGAAUGAACAUCACAAGAGAGCCUACACCUAUGCUCCCUCCUAUGAAGAGUUCAUCAAGCUUAUUAACAGCAACUCUGAUGUUGAGUUCUUGAAGCAACUAAGGUAUCAAAUUGUAGUGGAAAUAAUCCAAGCAACUACAAUUAGCAGCUUCCCCCAGCUGAAGAGGCACAAGGGUAAAGAGACUGCUGCCAUGAAGGCUGAUCUCCUGAGGGCCAGGAACAUGAAAAGGUACAUUAACCAACUGACUGUGGCAAAGAAGCAGUGUGAGAAGAGGAUCAGAAUCCUGGGAGGCCCUGCCUACGACCAGCAAGAGGAUGGGCCCUUGGAUGAGGGGGAAGGGCCUCAAAGCCAGAAGAUUCUUCAGUUUGAAGAUAUCUUGGCCAAUGCUUCCUACCGAGAGCACUUUCGAACAUACAUGGAAAGGAUGGACAGGAGAGCUCUGAUUAGCUUUUGGGAGUCUGUGGAAUAUUUAAAGAAUGCUCACAAGAACGAAAUUCCACAAUUAGUUGGUGAAAUUUACCAGAAUUUCUUCGUGGAGAGCAAAGAAAUAUCUGUGGAAAAAUCACUUUACAAAGAAAUCCAGCAGUGUCUUGUAGGAAAUAAAGGAAUCGAAGUGUUCUGCAAAAUCCAGGGAGACGUUUAUGAGAUGCUGAAGGAUAGGUAUUACCCUUCAUUUAUUGUCAGUGAUCUGUAUGAGAAAUUGAUGAUAAAAGAGGAAGAAAAGCAUGUCUCCCAGUUGAUUUCCAACAAGGAUGAAAUGGACCCGGGAGGUGAGGCUGGUGAGGAAUCUGUGGAUGACGGCACCAGUCGAAUUAAUGAACAAACCAGUUUUGCUGUAAACAAACUACGAGAACUAAAUGAGAAACUUGACUAUAAGAGGCAAGCUCUAAAUUCUAUUCAAAAUGCACCAAAACCUGACAAGAAGAUUGUUUCUAAGUUGAAGGAGGAAAUAAUUCUAAUAGAGAAAGAACGCACAGAACUUCAGCUGCACAUGGCAAGAACAGAUUGGUGGUGUGAGAACCUUGGUAUGUGGAAAGCCUCCAUCACCAGUGGAGAGGUUACAGAAGAGAAUGGUGAACAAAUGCCCUGUUACUUUGUCAUGGUAAGCUUACAAGAAGUUGGAGGAGUUGAAACUAAGAACUGGACAGUCCCCAGAAGGCUCAGUGAGUUUCAGAAUUUACACCGGAAACUUAGUGAGUGUUUCCCUUCUUUAAAAAAAGUCCAGUUGCCUUCUCUUAGCAAGCUGCCUUUCAAAUCUGUAGAUCAAAAGUUUAUGGAAAAGUCAAAGAAUCAAUUAAAUAAGUUUUUACAGAAUCUGCUUUCAGAUGAAAGACUGUGUCAGAGUGAAGCACUUUAUGCCUUUUUGAGCCCUUCUCCUGACUACCUCAAGGUUAUUGACGUGCAGGGGAAAAAGUCCACGUUUUCAUUAUCCUCAUUUCUGGAAAGACUCCCUCGCGACUUCUUCUCCCAUCAGGAGGAGGAGGCAGAGGAGGACAGUGACCUGUCAGAUAGUGGUGAUGACGUGGAUGGAAGGAAAGACUCUUUGGCUGAACCAUGUUUCAUGCUGAUUGGGGAGAUUUUUGAACUUCGAGGAAUGUUUAAAUGGGUGAGAAGAACAUUAAUUGCUCUCGUUCAGGUCACUUUCGGAAGAACCAUCAACAAACAACUCCGGGACGCAGUGGACUGGGCUCUCAGCGAGCAAAUGGUGGUCUACUACAUCGGCGCUCUCCGGGAUGCUUUGUGGCCCGGUGGGAAUUUGGCACCUCCGAACACAAUCCCAAGUGAAGAGCAAAGCCAGGAAACAAAGCGGAGAGCACAGCAGAAGCUGCUUGAAAACAUUCCAGAUAUGCUUCAGAGCCUUGUUGGACAGCAAAAUGCCCGUCAUGGUAUAAUAAAAAUAUUCAACGCACUGCAAGAAACGAGAGCCAAUAAGCAUCUGUUAUAUGUGCUGAUGGAACUGCUGCUAAUUGAAUUGUGUCCUGAGCUGAGAACUCAUUUAGAUGAACUUAAAGCUUGUCAGGUUUGAGACUCCACAAAUAAACCACCAGAGAAAUGUCUGUAAUAAUAGACAUGAAACAUUUUCCUCUUUUCCACAGAGGGCUUGACUGAGAACCAUACCGAUCUUUUAGUUACCUCCCUCUAGUUUUAUGUGAAUUAAGCAGAAUUGGGGGGAAAACUUGAUGCUGUAUAUUAGGCAACAGAAAAAAACACUUGUUAAUUAUUUUUAUUUUAAUAUAAAUCCUUUAAAGGUCAACAUACUGAUUGAAAUAUAAGUGUUAAUACGUGAUAAGAACCUAGGAAAUAUUUUAAAUAUUUAUUGUUUUGUUUUUAAAAAGUUUGUUUUAAAUGAAUUAUGAACAUUGUACAGUUAAUUUCCUCACUGAGGAUUCUGAACAUUCCUAUAUUCGUGUGUGUUGAAUAUUGUUGUGCAAUGCUUUGUGUGAAGUUAUUGUGAAAAUUUUAUUGUCUUUAUUUUUACCAAAGAUUUCCCAUAGUUUGAAGCAUCUGAAGCAAUAAAAUAUAAAAAUGAA
Globicephala melas (long-finned pilot whale) is the source of this 3732-nucleotide messenger RNA. RefSeq names its product sorting nexin 25 (gene SNX25). Gene Ontology annotation, molecular function: phosphatidylinositol binding. The record is from RefSeq and is a predicted model, not a curated record. Lineage: Eukaryota; Metazoa; Chordata; Mammalia; Artiodactyla; Delphinidae. Gene Ontology annotation, cellular component: endosome.